This is a messenger RNA of Panicum hallii, 715 nucleotides long. RefSeq lists its product as uncharacterized. The transcript is spliced from 2 exons. NCBI's taxonomy places the organism in Eukaryota, Viridiplantae, Streptophyta, Magnoliopsida, Poales, Poaceae. The coding region runs from base 41 to 391 and encodes 116 amino acids. The record is from RefSeq and is a predicted model, not a curated record.
CCCUCAUCCGCGCCAUCACUGCGCUUCCUUCACGACGCCGAUGGUUGCCCCGGCGCCGCUGAGCUCGAAGCGCUCCCCGUUGACUUCUCCAUGCACAUGUACUGCUUCACUUACGGCCUCCUUGUCUACGAUGGCCGCUCCGUCGUCGUCGCCUCAUCGCUGGCGCACAUAUAUUGCCAGGUGCAGCAUUGUCAGCGACGCCGUGAAGGUGUUCGACAAAAUGCCCAAGAGGGACGUGGCCGCGUGGAUCGCGGUCUCCUGGUACAUGCAGAAUGGGGAAUGCGGGGAGGGAUUGCGCUGUCUGGUGUGGUGGAGAUUGUCAGGCAGGCACACGGACGAUGGCGAGGCCAAAUUCACGGACCAAGAGUGGCUUGGAGGCGUGCGAGCUUAAUUUGAGCAUAGAGGUCAAGACUGUUGUUCCGGUUGGAGCUUAGAGAGCAUGGAGUUGUUCCAGGAGAUGGAGUCAGGUCUGCGGCCUAACGAGGUUCUUGCGUCCGGUGUUGAGACGCAGGCACGAAGCGUCAGCACACGAGGAGCCCAAGAUGGCACCGGCUUGACAUCCAGGCAUCCAUUGCCGUCGUGCUUCUCCUGCUCCAGGAGGUCAUGCUUUCAUCAAAACCAUCUUGCCGCCACAACUUGUGAAAGCUCAGAUGCCCUAUAGGUAUUCUAUAAAAUGCACAAGAGUCAAUCUUGCAGCACAAUGGUUGUAGUCAUA